Messenger RNA from Coprinopsis cinerea okayama7#130, 711 nucleotides. RefSeq lists its product as hypothetical. The coding region runs from base 94 to 615 and encodes 173 amino acids. Lineage: Eukaryota; Fungi; Basidiomycota; Agaricomycetes; Agaricales; Psathyrellaceae. Gene Ontology annotation, cellular component: ribosome; mitochondrial large ribosomal subunit. The transcript is spliced from 2 exons. Gene Ontology annotation, biological process: translation. Gene Ontology annotation, molecular function: structural constituent of ribosome. The record is from RefSeq and is a predicted model, not a curated record.
CCGACCACCAAGCGACACUUCAAAUUUUGGUCUCUACCGCGUCGAGGACCGCCAAGUGUCGCUCGAAUCCCCACCUAUUCUCUUCAAACAACAAUGGCAUCCAGCAUAGCAAGAAGUCUUGCGCGUCUAAUGUCGACGACGGCACCCAGGUCAUCGACAGCGACCGCUUAUCCAUUUUCCAAAACCGCCUUGGUUCCUCCCCCACCACCGGACCACGUCACACCCAAACUGCUUCAAGGCAAAGGCAUCAUGGAACAUGUCCGCAAAACCAUCCCAACACCAGAAAAGCGAGCACUCCUCGACAAAUUUUUCUCGAGGAAAUCACCAGACCAGUUGUUACCCGGCUCGAUUGUGACUGUGCUGCAAGACCAGGCUCCAACACAAUUCACUGGGGUGCUGAUUGCAAUUAGGAGGAGAGGGCAGGAUACGUCGUUCAGGCUGAGGAACGUUAUUCAGAGGACGGGUGUGGAGAUGCAGUUCUUUGUGAACUCGCCGAGUUUGAAGGAGAUCAAGCUUGUUAGGCCGCCACCAGGCGGAAGGAUGAGGAGGGCCAAGCUGUUCUACUUGAGGGAUUCACCGGACAAGAUGAGCAGGAUUGCUGGAGGAAAGAAGUAAUUGUUCGAGCCUUUCCAGCUUCAUAGCUUCCGACCGUACAUUAGUAGACCGAGAACGUGAUACAUUAUCAUAAUAAUACCAUUGCAUUAUAACGAA